UCACACCGUGACCGCAUUCAUCGCCGGGACAUGGAUCUUGUGUGCAACAGCUCUCGCAGAUUGACGUACUAGAAUGGAGAGGAGUUGACGCACCGUUUCUUCCAGGACCGGACCAUUCCCUUUUUUUUUUUCUCCACCAGAAACUUUGAAAAAACCCAUGCAGUUCCAUCUUCCUGACUUUGGUAGACUUGAAACAAUCGGAUGUUAACUUUUGCAACUGUUUAACUUGCGGUGCGCUGACAAUUCCUCACUUUUGGUUGUUUUUUGGGGUACGUAUCGCUGCUAUAAGUAAUGUGCAGGAGGAUGGCUCCACCGCUGACCCUCACCACGGGAGUACGACAUGUUUUCUGCGCGUUUCUUUGGAUUUCCCUCACUUAUUCGUACAACAUUGAUCUAGAACAUCCCAUAGUGUUCCGUGGACCUGAGUCGAGUUUCUUCGGGUACUCUGUGCUGCAGCAUUAUCACAACAAUACGCGCUGGGUACUGGUCGGGGCGCCGAAGGCCAACUCUUCAUACAGUAGCUCCGUGCACACGCCUGGAGCCCUGUACAAGUGUCGUGUUCAUAGCAACCCGGAACACCGUUGCACCGAGAUCGACCUGGGAAGAGGAAACAAGCAGAGGGAGUCUUGUGGGAAGACGUGCCACGGCGACCGGGACGAUGAGUGGAUGGGAGUGAGCUUGGCCCGCCAGGACAAGCCCAACGGCCAGAUACUGGCCUGCGCCCACCGGUGGAAGAACGUGUUCUACGAAAAGGAGCAGCACAUCCUGCCCCACGGAUACUGCUCCAUCAUCCCCCCCAACCUGCAGGGCCACAACAGGGCGCUCAUCCCCUGCUAUGAAGACCAUAAGCAGAAGUACGGAGAGGAGCACGGAUCGUGCCAAGCGGGGAUAGCGGGGGUGUUCACAGAGGAGCUGGUGGUAAUGGGGGCUCCGGGGUCCUACUACUGGACUGGAACCAUCAAGGUGUACAACAUGUCUUCCGACACCUCCUACAACCUCAACAAGGAGGAGGUGCAAUCCGAUCGCUUCAGCUACCUCGGCUACGCGGUGACCGCGGGACACUUCUCCGCCCCCAACGUCAUGGAUGUGGCCGCUGGGGCCCCCCAGCACAGCGGCAGUGGAAAGGCGUACAUUUUUAAAAUCGAGGGAGGAUCUCUGGUCAAGACUUUUGAAGCCUCCGGGAGUAUAAUGGGCUCUUACUUUGGCUCCUCGUUGUGUGGGGUUGAUCUGAACCGGGACGGCCUAUCAGACCUGCUGGUGGGCGCCCCCAUGCACAGCCACGUGCGGGACGAGGGCCAGGUCACUGUUUACCUCAGCAGGGGCAACGGAGCGAUGGAGGAGGCCGCAGUCUUGAAGGGAGACAACGCCUACAACGCGCAUUUCGGAGAAAGCAUUGCGGCGAUCGGGGACAUCGACGACGACGGCUAUCAAGAUGUGGCCAUCGGCGCACCUAAGGAAGAGGAGUUUGCAGGAGCUGUGUACAUCUACCACGGGGACAGCGAGGGGAUUAUCACCAAGUACUCCAUGCGGUUGUCUGGACGUACCAUCAGCCCGGGCCUGCAGAUGUUCGGCCAGUCCAUCUCUGGCAGUGUGGACAUGGAUGGCAACGGAUACGCAGAUGUCACCAUUGGGGCGUUCAUGGCCGACAGCGUGGUGCUGUUGAGGACCCGCCCUGUGAUCAGCGUGGACGUGUUCAUCUUCCUGCCCGUGUCCAUCAACAUCACGGUGCCACAGUGCCACGAGGGGCCCCAGAACCUCAACUGCUUCAACCUCUCCGCCUGCCUGCAGUUUCGUGGACGGCAGGUGCCAGGACAGAUAGAGCUGCUGUACAACCUGACGGCUGAUGCGGACAAGAGGCAGCGGGGCCAGCCCUCGCGCAUCUACUUCUCCCAGAACGGCGUUCCUGUCAGCGUGCUGAGCCAACAGCUCAACCUAGACAUCAACAGGGAGGUGUGCCAGCACUUCACAGCAUAUGUCAAGAAGGACGUGAAGGACGUGUUCACCGCCAUCAGCUUCGAGGUGGCCUACAGCCUGGGCAAGCACGUCCUGGAGGGGGCUUCGGGCGGACACCUGCCCGCCCUGGCCCCCGUGCUGCGCUGGAAGAAGGGCGGCAAGAUCGCUGCGAAGAACGAGACUUUCUUUGAGAAGAACUGCCUGUCGGACGACUGCGCUGCAGACCUGAGACUCAGCGGCCAACUCUUGCUUUCUGGGUUGCACAGCAAGCCCCACUUGGCACUGGGAGGGGUUAGGAACAUCUCCCUCAAUCUCACCGUCUCCAACACCGGAGAUGACGCGUAUGACACCAACAUCUACUUCAACUUCUCCAGGGAGGUGUUCUACAUCAACUUCUGGCAGAAGGAAGAGAAGGGCAUUUCCUGUGAACUGGUCGAACUGGACUUCCUGAAAUGCAGCGUGGGAUUUCCGUUCAUGAGAGCGCAAACCAAGUAUCACCUGGCCGUCAUCUUCGACACCAGCCGGGUCUCCGGGGAAAAUGACACGCUACGGUUUCUGGCCCAAGCGAAGAGUGCGAACCCUGAGCACAAACUGGAGGACAACACGUUGGAGCUCUCCCUGCCUCUGAUCCACGAGGUCGACACCACCCUCACCGGGGUGGUGAGCCCCAGCUCCUUUGUCUACGGCAGCUCUGUGGACGCCUCGCGCUUCGUCCAGCUGGAGGACAUGGAGUGCAACUUCCAGCCCCUCAACCUCACCUUCCAGGUGAUCAACAACGGCCCCAGCAGGCUGCCGGGCUCCACGGUGGACAUCAGGCUCCCCAACCGCCUGUCGGGCAGCGGGGCCGACAUGUUCCACAUCCUGGACACGCAGGUGGCCAAUGGCAGGGGGAACUGCACGCUCCACAAGAACCCCUCGCCCUGCACCAUUCCCCAGGACCAGGAGAGCAUCUUCCACACCAUAUUUGCCUUCUUCACCAAGUCGGGGCGCCGGGUCCUGGACUGUAACCGGCCCGGCAGGGCGUGUAUGACCAUCUCCUGCAGCCUGGGCCCCCAGUUGAAGGACGAGCCUCUGAGUAUAGAGGUCAAACUCCUGCUCAACACAGAGAUCCUGAAGAGGCAGGACAGCUCGUCUGUGAUCCAGUUUGUGACCAGAGCCCACGUCCAGGUGGAUAACAGGGCCAUGGAGGUGCCAAACGGCCUGCCGGAUGAGAUCUCUCUGCUGUUCGAGGCGCUCCACAGCCAGGAGCCGCGAGGUUACGUCGUGGGCUGGAUCAUCGCCAUCAGCCUACUGGUUGGGAUCCUCAUCUUCCUGUUGUUAGCGGUGCUGCUCUGGAAGAUGGGCUUCUUCCGCAGGCGCUACCGGGAUAUCAUCGAGGCGGAGAAGAACAGGAAGGACAGCGACGAGAGCUGGGACUGGAUGGACAAGGACCACUGAGAGUGCAGAUUUUGGGGGUGGUGGGUGGUGGCGGGGGGGAGACAAAGUGAG
Molecule: messenger RNA, 3441 nt
Organism: Gadus chalcogrammus (walleye pollock)
Lineage: Eukaryota; Metazoa; Chordata; Actinopteri; Gadiformes; Gadidae
Gene: itga9
Product: integrin, alpha 9
Exons: 28
Coding region: 292-3390 (1032 amino acids)
Biological process (GO): cell-cell adhesion; cell adhesion mediated by integrin; integrin-mediated signaling pathway
Cellular component (GO): integrin complex; external side of plasma membrane
Molecular function (GO): integrin binding
Source: RefSeq, a predicted model, not a curated record